Paramacrobiotus metropolitanus is the source of this 1589-nucleotide messenger RNA. RefSeq lists its product as uncharacterized. The transcript has 2 exons. The record is from RefSeq and is a predicted model, not a curated record. The coding region runs from base 742 to 1335 and encodes 197 amino acids. NCBI's taxonomy places the organism in Eukaryota, Metazoa, Tardigrada, Eutardigrada, Parachela, Macrobiotidae.
GAUGUACUGACAAUGCGUGAUUGUCUGAUAUUAGGUCGUUUCCCUGGAUGUCCUGUUAUUUCCGGCUUAGGCCGUUAUAUAAGCUCAUGUUUACUUGUUAUUUGUUAGUUCUUAGCUGAGUAUCAUUAAAGUGGCUAAAACCCGAUAUUCUUAUACGUCUACGGAUAGUGUAAGCGUAGCAAUUAUAACGUGCAGAACAUUAAUCUUUACACAAUUUACCUAUUUCAAAAUUCAGCAACGGUUCGAUUAGUCACAGUGUCACAUUUAUUGGUUGCAAGUUGCCAAAGUUUCUAGAGCUUUUCAUUUGCCAUGUCCUGGCAGUGUAAUCGGCAGGUGCUACUGCCAGGUUACCCGCAACUUUUACGCACAUGCACAAGAUCAAGACAUUUUGCCCCGGCAAUCCGUUUGGUGGGCUGUACGAGCGAUGCCCACGAAUGUCUGUACAUCCAAUCUCUCCUCCCCAUUCACCGGGACAUUUCACCACAUAGAAAACUCCGACUGUCCCCCGACUUGUGAUUAUUCCACACUUCAUCAACGGCAACGGCCGGCACCACCAGCUCGGAGAGUUCGAAGUUCGGGAAACUGAUCAGCAGACGCUUGACGAUGCCGGCCGCGCAGCGCUGCAUGCCCCAGACACGUGUAACCCGGGUUUGGAACGAAGAUGGACACAUCCAAUUCCGCGCUGGUGUCAGCGCUGUCCCAUACCCAUACCAGGACCCAGGUGGCUAAAGCAUUCCAAAUAUGACGGUAAUCACCGGCAGCGUGAUUGGGGCCGUCGCAACAGCUGGUGUGGCCACAGGUCCGGCUGCAUUCGGGGCUGCUGCGGGAACAUUAGUGAGCAUCCUCAGCGGCAGCACAGUGGGCAUGGCCGGGUCAACGUUGGGAACAGCGGCUGCUAGCGGUGGUGUAAUGGGAGCCGUAACGGGGUCACUCGCAUCCGUCCUUGGCAAUGCUACACCAUACUCUGUCAUUCACGGUUCCCUACUGGGAGCAGUCACGGGAGCUGGUUCGAGUGCUGCCUAUACCGCGGCUGUCGUGGGUGCUGCCAGUGGGCCCCUUAGUUUGUUGGUACUGGGUGCCGACAUCGCUGAAUCGGAUGCAGCCUGCACCUUUGAUUGCUGGAAGCCCAUACUGCACGAUGAGUCCACUGAGCCCUCCAAUGGGAUGCUGUUACAAGAUGUCAUAGCAGAUAAGCGGAUUGCCGAUGUCACACUUUCCUUCAGCAACCUGUCAGAUCCCCAUAUCGUACUGCACAACAUUUGGGGCGAGAUGUUCCGCAUCGAUAUGGUUUCCUUGCCUUCUGGACAUUUGGCAACGCAUGCCAACAAGAUUUAAUACUGCUGAAAAUAAAUUAUUCUGUCCUGCAAUGAUUCAUAGAUCAAACCUGCUGCUCGGAACUUUGUUGAAAUAUCUGUAUGUCGUAUGUACGUAUAUCAUAUCGUAUAAUUAUUGUCGUCCAUGUUAAUUGUAUCUGUGUUCACUAAUUAAUUAUAUCUACAUGUUUACGAAGUUUUAUUCGACAUCAGUCAAUUCACAGAUCAGAUGGGCUAGCACAGGUUUACAAUACUUAAAAUGGUCAAAGAUUUAAA